AAAAAGAACGUUAUAAUCUUCCACUUUUUCAGUUGGCUUGCCUUGCCGGAGGGCGCUCUCUGCCUUCUAGCUUCGGCAGCCUUCACCGCGGAGUACCUCCUCUUCUACUUCCACUCGACAGCCCACACAGGUCUCGAAGGCUAUUACCACCUCAUCCUCGUCAUCCUUAUCGGCCUCUGCAUCGCCUCCGGCAUCGUUGGCUCUCUCCUCCCUGAAAAUCUUGCCGUCGACUUCUCAAGCGGCGUCUGCAUCACUCUACAGGGCCUCUGGUUCUACCAAACCGCUUUCACUCUUUAUGGACCCAUGAUGCCGAGGGGAUGCCGACUAGACGACAAUGACAUCAAUUGCAUCACACGAGACAGUCAGGUUCGAGGACAGUUCCUGGCCAAUAUACAGCUUUUUUCCCUCGUUUUCCUGGUAUUUGUCUAUGUGAUAGGAUGCUACGCGGUUGCUGUAUCUCGGUAUGGACAUCCAGAGCUGAAGAGAUUACAUGAAGAAGAUGUGGGAGAAGGCGGCGAUAAUGGAGCAGGGAUGGUUGGGCGAUGAUGACCGACAAAAAGGUAACCUAUUUGUCGAUAUUUGCUUUUAUCACUCUUAUUUUAUUUCUUCAUUAAAUGAAAUCAAGGAUAUGUUCUUUGGAAA
This is a messenger RNA of Dendrobium catenatum, 642 nucleotides long. RefSeq names its product transmembrane protein 45A-like. NCBI's taxonomy places the organism in Eukaryota, Viridiplantae, Streptophyta, Magnoliopsida, Asparagales, Orchidaceae. The record is from RefSeq and is a predicted model, not a curated record. The annotation marks the transcript as partial. The transcript has a single exon.